AUGCAGGAGCUGGUGCGUGACGAGUCGCUAUGGAAGGCGCGUUGGGACCGCAUGGCAUGGGAAAGGGUCGAAGGACUCCCUGAUGCGCUCCUGGACACGCCGCCCCCGCCAAUCACUGACAUUCAACCAAAAAAGCCAAAAGAAGUGCCGCGCGGCGCGAUCGACCUGCUGGCCGACCUGGAUCUGGACGGUGAAGCGGCUUCAGAGCAUCCUUAUAGCGACCGCGUCAAGCGUGCAUACACGGUCCUGCGCCCUUUCUAUACGUCGAUCUUGGACGCGUCGAGCACCACAUCCUCGCUUCUCUUUACGCAUCCCAGCGUCAAUGGACUCGAGGCCCAGUGCGCGCUUAUGGGAAACCUUGGGCGCAUGGCAUCGUCGCUCGUGCAAGGCCUUCCGGCUGCGCUCGAAAGUCUGGCCGCAAAAAAUAAGCUCCGGCAAGUGGUCGGCUACUUGGACAUGGAGCUUCGCUCGGCGUACAUGGCCAAAGAGGCCGAGCGCGCCAAGGGCCUCGAGACCGUAAAGGCGGAAACUGCGAUGAAGGAGUACGCCGCGCUCGCGUGGAAGAUGCGCCACAUGGUCUGGCUCCUGGGCCCGGACGAGGCUGUUGCCAAGCGGCCGCCCCGCGCAGCGGCUAUGCACGCCCUCGGCGGCAGCGGCAUUGCCUUUGCACACGUCAACGAACGCCCCGUAUUUCACCAAGAGAUUCCCCACAACCCAAAAGAGUGCAUCAAAUUUUCGGAGCGCAGCGAGUCCGCUUUUACGCUCGCACCAGUCAAGGCAUUCGAGGCACAUCUCGAGCAAAUUCUCAUCGAAGAGAUUACGCUCCUGCAGCGCAUCUUUCCGCAAGAGCAGGGCGUUGAGCUGGUCUUUUUCGAAAAGAUCGCUACAGAUUUGCUAGCGGACUAUCUCGCUGGCCUUGUGCAGGACGCCGAGGCGCACUCGGCAUACGUAUACCUCGAGGCCUACGCGCGUUCGUACGAGGCACUACUGCCACUGGCAGAUGCCGUGGUCAGCAUCGCGCCUCACGUCCCGUUGAGCGAUGCAAAGAGCGUCGUUGGCGGCGUAUGGGCCGCGCACCUCGGCGAAUACCUCGCUGCCGAGGAGCUGUGGGCGAAGGGAUUGCUUGAAACUCAGUGCGAAAAGUGGCAGCGCAACCUCGACAAUGUCGUCCGCGAGCACCGCGAAUCAAUGGCGCCUAUUGCGCCGCAGUCAGCCGCCGAGAAGCGCUCGUUCCUGUCCAAAUUUAAAGGAGCGCUGCUCACGCCGGCCGUGUCAAUCCCGCGCUCCGUGAGCUCGGGCACGCUUCCACGGGGAUCGAGUGCAGAGCAUUCGCGCCGUGCAUCGCCUGCGCCCGAUCACGAAAAUGAGGGCUACGUGGGCGUAGGCGAAGUGCCCAGCGCGCUGGACGACGAUGCAUGGGACGACGAAGAUUCGCCGGUAAAGCCUGCUGCGACGCCUGCGCCACCCCCGACGCUUUCGCUGCCGCCCAGCGAGAACGUGGCGCGGUCGCGCAGCGUAUCGCCGCAGCCCCUUGCCAUGUCCUCGAUGCUGUCGCUCGAGACGGCGAUUGAGCUGGUAAAUGUCGUCCGCCUCUCUCUCCAGCGUUUCCAGACACUCGGAAAGCUAGAGGACGAUGGGCGUGUCCGAGCGGCGUCGAUUCGCGUUGUAGUCCAGCUCUUUGCGAUGCUAAACGACGGUCAUCUCCGGCCCGGAUUUAGCAAAGCCCGUGAAGAGAUCGGGACGUACGACUUUGUGCAGCACGACAAGGACCGAGCCGGCGUGACGGAUGCGUCGGAGCAUGUCGGCCCGCUCAUUCUCUUUUUUGAGCUGGUGCACAUUGGUGAUACCAUUCAGCAGAUGAUGCAGGUCUUCUUUGACCGCGUCGCAUCGCCCCUCCUGGGCAAGAUUGACUUUACGAACGCAGCCGUACGCGAAAAGAAGCGUAUGGAAAACGACCUGGAUGAGAAUGUGGCACAAGGCAUGAGCGCAGGGGUUGAGCUGCUUGUGCAUCAUGUCGAGCACAUUGUCCUCACGCACCAGGGGCCGCGUGACUUUUACCCAGAGGCGAAUGCUGCCUUGGACGUUGCGGAGCCGACCCGGGCUUGUGUUCACUGCUGCGCCACACUGAAAACCUACUGCGACAUGCUGGCCUCGUGCACGGACAAGGCGCUCCUGGACGUGUUCUACCAAGAGAUUGGAUUCCGUUUGUAUGCCGUACUGUGCAAGCACCUCAAGCGCCAAAUUGUCUCGCUCAACGGCGGAUUCCAAGUCAUUAGUGACUUGAACGCCUACUAUACCUUCAUUACGACCCUACGUCAGCCUGCUCUGACCUCGGUAUUUGGCGCAUUGAAGCGCGUCGGCAGCUUGUACAUUGUCGAUGAGCCAAAAGAGCUCGCCAAGAUGGUGCGCGAUGCGACACUCAGCGGCGGCACCAUGCGUUCCGAGGAGAUGUACGAGUUCCUCCGCUCGCGCAGCGAUUUUAAAUCGAUCGAGAGCAACAUCGAUGGCGAACUGUACGGCAUUAAAAUUAUGGAGGACUGUAGCGUGAUGUAA
Malassezia japonica is the source of this 2553-nucleotide messenger RNA. It is a transcript of the gene RCY1, whose product is annotated as F-box protein: endocytic membrane traffic, recycling ReCYcling 1. The record is from RefSeq and is a predicted model, not a curated record. Gene Ontology annotation, cellular component: cytoplasm; exocyst. Gene Ontology annotation, biological process: exocytosis; Golgi to plasma membrane transport. The coding region runs from base 1 to 2553 and encodes 850 amino acids. Lineage: Eukaryota; Fungi; Basidiomycota; Malasseziomycetes; Malasseziales; Malasseziaceae. The transcript has 3 exons.